Messenger RNA from Musca vetustissima, 642 nucleotides. RefSeq names its product transmembrane protein 65. Gene Ontology annotation, cellular component: mitochondrion. The annotation marks the transcript as partial. The record is from RefSeq and is a predicted model, not a curated record. Lineage: Eukaryota; Metazoa; Arthropoda; Insecta; Diptera; Muscidae. The transcript has 5 exons.
CAACAAAUACGCCUCCUCCAAUCCCUAAUAUACACAGGCAAAUUAGCAGCAACACAAUGGCGUACUCGAUUCGGUCGUCUAUCCAAAGUACCAGCUUUGGGAGAAGUGGAUCCAACAGGAUCAUUUUGUGCCUUUCCUGAUAAUUGGUUAAAAAUGAAAGCCGCCGAAAAAGCUGUUAGUCCUUCGAGUGCGGAUUUAUGGAAAAUUUUCUUUGUGAAUGCUGUGCCAUUUGUUGCGUUUGGUUUUCUGGAUAAUUUCACUAUGAUUAUUGCUGGUGAUUACAUUGAGUAUUUAUUUGGUACCUUUAUGUGUAUAUCCACAAUGGCAGCUGCUGGUCUGGGUAACACAAUUAGUGAUGUCUUAGGUAUUGGCUCAGCCUACUAUGUGGAACGUGGUUGUGAAAUAUUGGGCUUAAGGCCACCAGAUCUAACACCCAUACAAAUGGAAAUGAAAUCUAGUCGUAGAGCCGCUAACUACGGUCGUAUUAUUGGUAUCACAGUUGGUUGUUUAGUGGGUAUGUUCCCACUAUUGUUUAUAGAUCGCAAAGCCAUCGAAGAUGAACGCAAAGAGGAAGAAGAACGAAAGAAGCUGGAACUUAAAAAUAAACAAGAAUCGGCCAAUGCAAUAACAACAGCUCAAUAA